Messenger RNA from Labrus mixtus (cuckoo wrasse), 2801 nucleotides. Its product is annotated as amphoterin-induced protein 3-like. The transcript has a single exon. Gene Ontology annotation, molecular function: protein binding. Gene Ontology annotation, cellular component: plasma membrane. NCBI's taxonomy places the organism in Eukaryota, Metazoa, Chordata, Actinopteri, Labriformes, Labridae. The annotation marks the transcript as partial. The record is from RefSeq and is a predicted model, not a curated record.
GGAGUGACAGCACAUCGCUCUCUCUCUCUCUCUGUCUCUCCCUCUCCCCCUCUCUCUCUCUCGCUCUCUCUCUCUCUCUCUCUCUCUCAUACACACUAAAACACACUCACACAGAGUUCAGGACUCAUAACUGGCAUCAGGAGCCGAGCAGCUACAACUUCCCUCUCUGUGUGUUUUUUCUUCAGAGGAGGAGUGAGGAGAUAAGGAGUGAGGAGAUAAGGAGGAGGAGGAGAGGAGCUCACAGCUGCAUGCUUCAUCUUUUGGAUUUCAAGAUUUCUCUUCUGCAUGAAGCUUUUCUUUUUUUUUUAAAUCUCUCGUCCUCCCACUGCUCAAAGAAGAAAGAGGAACGACGGCUCUGCAGAAAUUAGCCGGAGGGAAAAAAAAAGACAGAGUGAGCAACAGAGCCGAGUAGAUGAGUGUGUGUGUGUGUGUGUGUGUGUGUGUGGAGAGUGUGAAAGCUGCCCGCGAGCCGAGUGAAGUGGACAGAAUGCUGACUUCUCUGAAAAUCUGAUCGCCGUACUCCGGGCGAGCUGUGGGCGGCAGACAGCUGGGGCAGUGAUUCACAAAAACCCGACUCGGAGUGAAAACAAAAGGCACGCUACAACUAAGAGGAGAGGAGACGCUGAGGGGAGAGGAGAGGAGACGCUGAGGGGAGAGGAGACGCUGAGGGAAGAGGAGAGGAGACGCUGAGGGGAGGGGAGAGGAGACGCUGAGGGGAGAGGAGACGCUGAGGGAAGAGGAGAGGAGACGCUGAGGGGAGAGGAGAGGAGACGCUGAGGGGAGAGGAGACGCUGAGGGAAGAGGAGAGGAGACGCUGAGGGAAGAGGAGAGGAGACGGAAGAGGAGAGGAGACGCUGAGGGAAGAGGAGAGGAGACGCUGAGGGAAGAGGAGAGGCAGUGAGCUCAUGACGGGAACUCAACACUUUGUUUACUUCACGGGGAAACUUUGUUUAAAGCUUGAACGAGGACGUUUUGACCGGACGGCGUUCAGGAUCUAACAGUCAGGAGGGACUUCAGUGUGUGUGUGUGUGUUGGACGUACUAAAGGAGCAGGUAUGGGCUAAACGGAGUCCAGGUGAGAGGUCGUCAUGCUGACUCUGAGGAGGACUUUGUAGAUUGAAAUAAGUUGUGUCUGGAAUAUUGAACGUGCUCCUCGUCUCUUUCCCAAACAUCUGGACGAGAAUAAAAAGACUAAACUUGGACUUCAUCUUUUUAUCUUUUCCUCCUUUGUGUCACUUUUGAAGCCCUGAGGUAAACAAACAGCCGAUGGCCGAGCAGGAGGAAUGACACCUGGAGUUUUUUCUUCAGGUGGAUCACACAUGAUAUCUCUUUAUUAAACGUUUUGUUUGUGUGCUGAAGCUUCAACGUCACAAAAACUAACAAGUUCACUGUGUUGGAUGUGAGAUGAUAGCACACUCAGAGGGAGGGCGUUUAAAUAUUUACAUUCUCGCCUGAAGCAGAAACACAAGCAGGAGGAGUUUUUCCACGUCAUGGCAGAGUGAAAGACGAGCGUGCAGGGCGUGUUCUGGUUUUGUUGUGGUUUUGUUGUGAGGUGAAUCAAAGCUCACACAGGAUGUAAAUAAACUCUCACUGACAGCAGCUGUUCUGAAGUGGAUUCAUCGGGCUCACACAGAGACACCCGGGUCUGAUGGUAGCAUCAUGUUGGAUGCUAACACAGGUUUCCUGCAGCGUGCCCUCACAGCGUCAUGGUGGUCUGUUGUGGUCCUGUUAGUGUGUCUGCAGCUCCCCCUGCUGAGCCCGGCACAGCCCACCAUCUGCCUGACUCAGGGCGCCCCCCCAGAGGACGGGUGCCUCUGUGCCUCGGACAUCGUCAGCUGCACCAUGGGGGGUCUGGAGCGGGUCCCCGCAGAGCUGCCGGUCUACGCCGUCACCCUGGAUCUCUGCCACAACCGGAUCGUGCAGCUGGAGGGGGGCAGCUUUGAAGGACUCUAUCGAUUAGAGACUUUACGCUUAGCUCACAACCGGAUGACCGCCAUACACCCGGGGGCGUUUCGAAACACCUCUCUGCUGCGACACCUGGACCUGUCGUCCAAUCAGCUCCGUGUUCUGGAGCAGCAUUACUUCCUGGAUUUGCCCGGAUUGGAGGAACUCCUGCUGUACAACAACCGGAUCGUGCGUGUGGAGAGCAGAGCUCUGGCGGGGCUGGUCAGCCUGCGUAAGGCUUACCUCAGUCACAACCGCCUCACUGACUUCCCCUUCUUCACCCUGCAGGAGCACAGCCUCCCUCACCUGAGCCUGCUCGACCUGUCCUCAAACCGCCUCCCCAAACUCCCCCUGGAGGACAUCUCAAACCUCCCUGUCUCAGUCCUGAGGGGACUCUACCUUCACAACAACCCUCUGGUGUGCGAGUGCUCCAUGUACGCGCUCUUCAAACAAUGGGAGGAGAGGAACUUCACCUCGGUGACGGACUUCAGUGACGAGCACACCUGUCUGGUCUACGGGAUCCAGAGAGGGACCGUCCGCUUCUUCCAGCACGACCGCUUCUUUGAAAAGUGCGACCUGGCAGCUCUGAGCGGGCUGCUGACGUAUCAGGAGAGCAGCGUGUCAGUGAGCGCGGGAGCGGCGCUGCUGCUUCACUGCGUCACCACGCUCUCCGGGGGGCACGUCACCUUCCUCUGGGUGUCGCCCAAUCAGGAGUACGUGGCGCCGCCGGGGAACAACGGGUCGUUAAAGAUGUACAGCAACGGCAGCUUGGAGAUUGUGGAGGCGCGUGCAGAGGAUUCUGGGAUUUACUGGUGCAUGUCUCUGGACCAGCAGCACCGGCGCAAUGAGACGCUGGAG